This is a messenger RNA of Helicoverpa armigera (cotton bollworm), 6038 nucleotides long. RefSeq names its product nascent polypeptide-associated complex subunit alpha, muscle-specific form. Gene Ontology annotation, cellular component: chromosome. Gene Ontology annotation, biological process: regulation of transcription by RNA polymerase II. Bases 1032 to 4505 code for a protein of 1157 amino acids. The transcript is spliced from 3 exons. NCBI's taxonomy places the organism in Eukaryota, Metazoa, Arthropoda, Insecta, Lepidoptera, Noctuidae. The record is from RefSeq and is a predicted model, not a curated record. Gene Ontology annotation, molecular function: chromatin insulator sequence binding.
GAGCUAAGCGAAACAAGUUACGCUUAACCCACUUCGCUCAUUUAUAAUUCCGUGACUCAACACAACUCAAUGUUCCGGCUCAAUCCGCAACAUUAUUAUUAUUCCGUCGACAUAGCGUUCAAUUCGGCGUUGUGUGCCGAUCGCGCUGCCACUUGAGCCGCGAGUCGAGUGAGCGAGGUCAUUACGGAUAAAAUGGGGGCGAACCAUUCCGAUAAUAAACCACUGUGUUGGUCUCAGUUAUUUAUGCUUACGAUAAAAUGAUGGCGCUUUAAAGCGUGCAACAGAGACAGAAAUAUCGACUUGUGCUCUGCGUUUACCUAGCCAGACAAAGAUAGGAUACGCUACUGCCGACAACCGCUAGGAAUUUGCCAUCCGACCAAUACUGGCAGUCCGCCAUACUGGCAUUGGCAACCGCGUCUGCCGAGUGCGACGUUUGCCUGUGAGUGAAAGGAACAAAGUUUCGGUCUGCCUCGAUCGUCGGUAAAAUGAGAGUUUGAGAGUGCGUUUCGAUCGAAAGCGUAGGUUAGCCACUUUGUUCUGUUGAUACGAGAAUUGGGUAUAGAAAAAAAAAUUGAAUUUGUAUAGUUAAUUGAAUUAGCAUAUUAUACUAAACUUAAACAUAAACCUGAGAGCAAGAGGUCAGAAAGCAAUUUCUGCUCAGCGCUUGAUUAGACUUUUUGACAGCACUCGUUUAUUUGGCCGGCCAUUUUGUAUUUUCUUGCAGUAGAGCAGCAGAAUCGAAGUGACAGAAGUUCGCGGAAAAUAAAUUAUUUGCAUUUUGUUAUUAUUCGUGAUCGUUUUCUCAAGGUUAUCAUUUAACACGGAGAAAGCCGGAAAAGUGGUGAAUGUGUUAUUGUGUUUGCGGAGUGACGAUAUCACCCAGUGUUAUGACUUUAUUGUAAACUUGUGUUGGAUUGGUGUGUGCCGACUUUGAAUUCGAGUUUCCAAUGAUUAUGAACAAAAUCACUGUGAAAUAAGUGUGAAAAGCAAAUACAAAUAUUAUUGGUGUCCGGAUAAUGAUUGCAUCGUAGAUGAUGGCAACUAAGCAUGACUCUGUUAUGGCCUCGCCACCUACAAACAAUGAAUCAGAUGAUGAGGCACAGGACUCCGUAGGCUCCGAUCCUGAACAAGAGGAAGAAGAGAAACAGACUGAUUCCUCGAAUGUCGCGAACAUUCUGAAGAGGCUCCAGUCCACUUGUGCUCUCAUCAAAAAGCCGAAACAGGAGUAUCAUUGCUUUACUUGCGACGAAGAUUUUCAGGAUUGGGAGGACCUAGAGAAUCAUCUGAUUCAGCACGUUUCACUGCCGUCCGUGGUACUUGACAAGCUGCCUUCCGACGACGAGGAUGCCCCUCCUUCUGGAGAUGAGAACUGGUCAGAUGAGGAAGAAGAAGCAGCCCCGCCCCCGCAAAAAGUCCCACCAACAAAAAUUGACAUAUCACAAUUGCUUAAAAAGACCGGUAUCUCUUUGAAAAAACCUGACAAUGGUGCCACGAAUUCUGAUUCAGCACUGAACAAGCUUAGCGGUUUAGGGUUUACUAUAAAGAAGGGCAACACUCCCAUAAAGAGUGAACCAGAACCGGAAAGUAAUAACGACGUCAUGCAAAAACUUGGUAAACUUGGAGGCAUCAAACUUAAGUUAAAAUCGGAUGGGAACUCAAACUCUUUCAAAGUGAUCAACGGGCUCAAAGAUUUCACAGCAUCAGAUGAAGAGGAGGGAGGUAGUGGGAAUGAUGAGAGUAGAGAAGACGCUGAAGCUGAUUUUGAUGAGGACCCCGACAAGUCAGGCGAAAAUGAUUCCGAUGGAGACAAUGAACGAACUCCGCCCAGUACUCGCAAAACAUCAGAAAGUGAUGACUCUGAAAAAUCUCCAAGGGUCAAACCCAAUCAACUUAAACAUUUGCAGGGAUUGUCUAUUAUGCAAAAGAAGGGCCCUCCUACGCCCGUGAAGGUUCCAGUGCAGCAACUUAAACCGCCAGUGAGGCCUGCUGUCAAACAGACUCCGAAAAGAGGAGCCAACUCUUCAGUCUCAUCCAAAGAAACUUCAGAGGAGAGAGAACUCCCAAGUAAGCCAACUACCCCAAAUACCCCAACGCCAGAAAGACGAGAGUCACGUACAAGCCUAGAUAACGUUGUUGUGAAGCAAGAAAUAGAGACAGUUGAAACACAGUCGUCAAAUGUUCCAAUAUUUAACACUCAAAUUAAGUCUGAAAGAUCUUCGCCGCCACCACUUGAUGCAGCUUCUACUCCUAUACUAGCUAAAGUAAAGUCCGAACCAGAUGCAUUGGCGUCGCACCAAUCUGCGCCGCCUAGUACUUUGGAGCCACUUCUGCCUGUCACAAAAAAAGAAGAGCCAAGCGUUACUGUUAUAGAGAUAAAUGGAGAUUCCAACGACGAAGAUGAUGAUUGUUGCGUGGUAUCUGCAACACCAGCGCCUGACAUCAAACCAGUUAUUCCCAAGACUGAGAAUCCCCCUGCGACGUACCCUCCACCGGCGUACCCGUCAUCGCAGCCAAGCUUCAAUUCCUCAACUAUGCUCGGCAGUCGUCUGACCGCGCCUUCUACUGAGAAACAACAUAACUUUAAUUGGAACGCCCCUGAUUCCAAACCACCUUUAGACAUGCUCGAGAAAAGUGCUGAUGACAUUUUCGAGAGUCUAUUGUCAAGCAGUGCAAAGAAAGAAUCUAUUUCAAUAUCGGACGCUAGUGAAUACAUAUCCUUAGAUACUUUAGGUCCUCGACAUUCAUGUGAUGUGUGCAAUACAAGAUUUACUGAUAUAGCCUUGCUCGAUGAGCACAGAAGGAUGACGGGUCAUACCAAAUCGUUGGCGCUUCCAUCAUCGUCUUCAACUCUUAUGCCUUACAAUCCGAAUUCAAACAUAUUGUCUUCAAUACUACCUGUGAAGCAUAUUGCUGAUCAGGUCGGGAAGCUAUCGACCAUUGGAGGAAGUGGGCCAGGUUUCACCCAUCAGCAAAAUGUCAUGAUCAAUAUCCAAGCUUACCCAGGAGCCGGAGGAAUGAUGAUGAAUCCGCAAGGAUAUAAUUCUUAUCCAUCUUCCCAAAACAAUAUGCAACAAGACUACGGAAAUAACAUGUAUGGCCCAGGGCAAACAAUGCCUGGUACGUAUCCAGGACAGGCUUACAUGAAUCAGCCCGGGUAUGGGCAGUUCCAACAACCGAUGUCUAAGCCGGGCGGGUAUCCUGGGCAAAUGCCGCAAGGUCAGUACCCGCCUUCGUCGUCUUACGCUUCUCCACUUCAGGGUAUGCAGCAGGCUGUUUAUGGACAAGCACCUUCCGGUGGAAUGAACGCACAAAUGGGCCAACCAAUGGGACAAACGAUGGGCCAAAUGGGUCCACCUGGUGCACCCUACGUUCCUUCAUCAAGUCCCGGCGGAGCUAUGAAACCUCCUCCCGGUGGCAUAAAGAUUCAAAACGUGCAAACCUUUCCAGCGGGCCAACCAGUAGUUGGAAUGCCCGGAACAGAAAAUAUGGGCGGACAACCUACAGCACCCGGUCAAACCGUAGGAGGACAGAUGCCUGCACCAACUCAAAUCAGAAUGGCACCCGGUGCUAAUAUUACCGGCACACGACCACGCAUGGCUAACCCUAGAGGACCACGACCUUCCAUUAGACCUGGUAUGCAAGUACAUGCUCAAAUUAGAGCUCAAAAACAAGGUGCGCGUAUGCCCAUGAAGAGGCCGGCAGGCAUGGCCGGCGGCCCGGGCCAGAAGCGACGCCCAGACAUGUUGCUACCGGGUAAACAUGACAACGAGGACUGCCAGGUGAUGGCCAUGCAGAAACAAAGGGAUGGCUUGCCCAUGAUCCAGAGCGUGCAAGGCGCGAAAGACAAACUUAAUCUAGGCAGCCAAAUAUCUAUCACUAAGAAGACUGUGAAUAAAGAAGCUAACGCUAUGGCGAAUGUGCUUGCAUCGCGAGGAAUAUCCAUUAAACAGAAGCAGAAGAGUCGAUCUCCGACUCCUGAACGGCCUCUCCCUCACAUACCGAACCUGGGUGCUGGGAUGAGCAUCAAACACACUUCAAAAUCUAGCAAUUUCUCCAUACCCGAAGCAAAAGUCGGUGGUGGUAUGCUGUCCUGUAAAAUAUGCAAGAAAAUGUUCAUGAACCACAACUCGCUCUCGGUUCACAUGUCGUCCGCGCAUCCGCAGAGUAAACUGCCAGUGUUCAAGUGCGACGAGUGCCCGGCUUCGUAUCCAAAGUCGUUACAGCUGCAGCACCACAAGAGAGUGUUCCACAACGUGACGGGGCCUAACAGAGAACUAGGGCUGCCUGUCGUGGACCUGUCACAAGAGGACAACCUCAAGCGAUUGAGUAGUUUAGGCAUAUAUAGUUUUAUACCCUUAGCAAAUAGGGAACAAGCUGGCGGCUGUUUCGGUAUACCAGUAAUCUCAGUACAUAAUGUACAAAAUGGUAUGACAAACAGUUUGCAAGCUUUAGGUGCAGACGGAUUGCUAAGCUUAGGACCUCUUAAACCUCUACCGAACUCAUAGACUGUGUAAAUAUACAGAAGUAUUUAGAAUGGACUUGUGUGCGGAGACUGUGAUUACCUAGUUUUGUGUAGACAGAGUUUGGACAGCUAACAGUGUGGAAAAAACGUUAUUUUUCUGUGUAAACUCCAAAAAGUUAAAACGGUUUUGCAUUGAGUGAAAUUAUUUAUAUGUUUACAUAAGAUUAUCCAUACAUAUAUUAAUGUAUAAUGAACAGAUAAAGUACAUACAUACUUCAAAGUCCAGAUGGACACAUGUAAAAUUAUAUAUUUUUUUAUUAUUAUUUAACUGCAGUUGUAAAAGCAUACUAUUUAAUAGUUAGUUACAACAACACACGCACAAUUGAACAGAAAUAUAUAUUAUCUUUGCGCCCUGAUAAAACUGGGUCACCUAUGAUGGUCAUCAUCAUUUUCCGAGACUUUUUCCAACUAUGUUGGGGUCAGUGUGGGGUGAUCACCUAUGUCUAUCUAUCUGGUCCAAGCUGAUACAAGAAAUAAUUGAAUUUUGUGUAUCAUGUGAUAAAAUUUUAACUUAUGUGACCUAAAUUUUUAACAACUUUACUUACCUAGAAAAUAAUACAUAUAAUGUAAGUAAAGUCAGAGAUACAUUAACUUCCGUGUUGACGCGUUUCGGCUUGGGCUCAAUGUAGUAGAAUAUAAACCAUAGGGUUGCCUAUCCAUUGAUGUGGAAUGGGUCUGUAGAAAAUAAGAAAUACUGACCAAUUUCAUUUGCUUUUUUGACAUAAAAUUAUAUGUUGGUGCACUCCAUAGCCUCGCUCCACGUUCAUAAACAUGUCUUAUCAGAAAUAAUAUAAUCUACAAACUAUAGAAACUGUAAUAUGAAACAGCAUUGCAUCCCAUUAAUCAAUGAAAAAAAAAAAUAAUAAGUUUUUUGUAUUUUGAGAGCAGAAAAUACCAGACUCAACAUGUAUUGUAUUUUGUUUCAAAAAUGGUUAUUUAAAUAACAAUUAUUCAUUUAAUUGGAAUACUCAGUUAUCUUCCUUCUCUGCUGCCAAAUUAUAAGAAAAGUUUAAUUUGUUUAACACUUUUUUUGUUCCUAAUAAUGUUGCGAGUAUGACUUCUAACUUUCAUUAUUUUAAUAUGUACUAGCAUUAAGCUAAAUUAUGUUAGCUCCCUCUAAAGAACUUCAAUGACGCAUGAGUCAUAUCUGAUACACACCAAUUGUUUUACUAUUGUCUGCAUUGUAGACAGUGAAGUGGUUAGUGGUUAUAUACUAUAUAUACAUUAUAGACUAUAUCCCAAUUGUGUAAAUGUCUCCAAAUUGUGUAAAAUGAUUCCGUUUCUUUUUGUGUAAAAUAUUGAACAUUUAUUUUAACAAGGCGCAUAAAUUUUUUUCGCCUUGUACAAAACAGUAAGGUGUAUACAUACGUACAUAGGCGUGAAAACAGGGAUAAAUAAUACUGAUUCUAAUAAGCCUGCAUUUUAAAUUGGAAAAAAAUAUUGGGCACGUAUCUUUUAUUUUAUCAAAAAAAUAAAUAUUUACUUAAAUAUAACGCGACAGAGAUUGAGAGUAAAC